AUGGGGCUUCGGCAAGGAUGCCCGCUAUCCCCGUACCUGUUCAUCAUUUGUUCUGAUGUCUUGUCUCGAUCAUUUUGGGCUGUGUGUGCCGCCGGAGAGUUGGAGGCUUACGUCCCAGCUCUAGGGGCCCAGCCGAUAUCACAUUUACUUUUUGCCGAUGACUGCCUCCUCCUGACGCGUGCCCGCGUAGCAGACGCCCAAGCUAUUAGGCGGGCUUUGGCCGCCUAUUGCUAUGCAUUCGGUCAGAGAGUGAAUGCCCAGAAAUUCUCCAUCUCCUUUAGCCCGAGUUCGCCACCCGGGGUUCAACGUGAGAUUCGGAGGAUUCUGGAGAUGCCUGAGCAGGACGGGACCUGGACAUACCUGGGUGUUCCGAUCACAGGUAGGAGACUGCGUGUAUCUGAGUGCUCCGGGAUGGUGCAACGAGUCCAGAGUAGGUUAGAGGGCUGGCGAGCAACGUCUCUAUCUAUGAUGGGCAGAGUUUUGCUGAUUAGAUCUGUUUUGGGAUCUAUGCCUAUCUAUCUCAUGACCAACACGGUGGUACCAAGAUCAGCCCUACUGAAGAUCGAGCGACUGAUUCGGAGCUUUUUAUGGGGCUCGCUUGGUGGGGACCGUGGGGUGCACCUGGUGGCAUGGGAGAGUAUUUGCCUCCCUCUCAGGGAGGGUGGCCUUGGGGUGUUGUCUCUCCUGGAGAGACGAGAGCUGCUCCUCGCCCGGCAUGCUUCCCGCCUUAUCCUGGAGCCGCAGGGCUUCUGGAGCCGGAUCAUGACUGCCCGCUAUGGGGGGGUAGGCCUGGAGGGCGGGGUUCGAGGAGGGCGGAGAUGUUCCUUUUUAUGGCGUGAGAUAGCGAGAUAUGUGCCCAUGGUGUCGGAUCACACCCGAUGGCUAAUAGGCGAUGGCCGCAGCAUCGAUGUGACCAGGGACCCAUGGGUUGAUGGCCUCCUCUUGUGCCGUUGGCCGACUACUGUUAGUGUCGAGGCUGGGGAGGGUUUACAGGUCUGUGAUCUUAUGACCCCCGGGAAGGCCGACUGGGACGAGAUUCGAUUAGCCCGUUUCUUCGGGGAGCAUCUGGCGGAGCGGGUUCGCUCCCUCCCUCUGCCACAGAGCGGUGGACCAGAUGUACGAGUAUGGAGUUCCUCGACCAGUCCCAGAAUCAUGAUGGGCGUCCUUUCCCGCAUUCUUAGGCAGGAGUACGAGCCUGGUCCUGAUUGUGCCUGGAUCUGGCGACUGGGCCUCCUCCCGAGGGUUGCGUUGUUCCUUUGGAAGGUGGUCUGGGACCGUCUUCCAACGAGAGCAGUAUUUGGUGGACGAGGAUUGAGGAUCCCCCUAGAGUGUGGGGUUUGCGGUGUGGCCGAGACGGUCGACCAUGCCUUGUUUCGGUGCUCAUGGGCGAGGGACACUUGGCGUCUGGCUGGGGUUCCGCAGCCGGUGUGGAGCUGUAGGGACCAGUUCUUACAGGCCAUGCACCAGGGCUCGGAGUCCCCGGCGCUUCGUCAGGAGGUGAUUCGAGCGAGCUGUACUGCCUACCAGAUCUGGUUGGCCAGGAACGCCCGUAUAUUCGGUGAACGAUAUAUGUCACCGAGAUUUGUGGUCGAGAGUGCCUGUAGUCAGGCGGCAGAGAUGUGUCACACCUCCACCACCGGAGGGACCUUGACAGCUCGGGACAUCUGGGGCUCCCACCUUGCUUCGGCAGUAUCCCACAUGGUUAGGUCUAUCAUCCUAGAGGGUGAUUCAGCCACCGUUAUCAGUUGGAUCCGAGAGGGUCCUAGAGGUGACGACUGUGACCACCCAUUGCUUCGUGACAUAUGGACCAUGGUGAGGGAUGGAUGGGCCUUUCAGGCUAAGCAUAUCUACCGUGAAGCCAAUGGUGCUGCGGAUUGGGUGGUUGCAUAUGUAGCUCGCCAUUCCGGACACACCUUGUGGACUGGAGAUGGGGAGCUACCUUUGGCACUCCGAGGCCAAAUUACUUGCAAUGUUUUCUUGGACAAGAAGAAAAAUAUAUCAGCCAUGUUUGAAAUAGGUGUUGAUGCCAAAAUCCCUACCGGCGAAGGUGGAGGUUUGGAGAGCAUUGGUGAACUCAUAUUCAUGGAGAAAGAAGUAUAA
Messenger RNA from Phoenix dactylifera (date palm), 2100 nucleotides. RefSeq lists its product as uncharacterized. The record is from RefSeq and is a predicted model, not a curated record. Gene Ontology annotation, molecular function: RNA-DNA hybrid ribonuclease activity; nucleic acid binding. NCBI's taxonomy places the organism in Eukaryota, Viridiplantae, Streptophyta, Magnoliopsida, Arecales, Arecaceae.